Racocetra persica is the source of this 124-nucleotide messenger RNA. The record is from the annotation of a GenBank genome assembly. Lineage: Eukaryota; Fungi; Glomeromycota; Glomeromycetes; Diversisporales; Gigasporaceae.
UAAAUCUUUACUAAAUAUAUCUCGACAUAAACGUACAUUUAAAAAGCGUGUACAUUUACAAAGAGCACGUUCUCAAAGAAUCUAUAAGCUUGGAACUGGCUUAUGCGUGUACUGUCCAUUAUAA